Molecule: messenger RNA, 2846 nt
Organism: Megalobrama amblycephala (Wuchang bream)
Lineage: Eukaryota; Metazoa; Chordata; Actinopteri; Cypriniformes; Xenocyprididae
Gene: sult4a1
Product: sulfotransferase family 4A, member 1
Exons: 7
Coding region: 597-1451 (284 amino acids)
Biological process (GO): sulfation
Cellular component (GO): cytoplasm
Molecular function (GO): sulfotransferase activity
Source: RefSeq, a predicted model, not a curated record
AGUGAGGCACAAAUCACCCUGAUAAUUGAAUGCAUGAAUGCAAUUCAAUGAAUGUUUUUUUAGGCUACUGUUAUCAAGUUAUCGCUAUUUAAAACACCCUUUAGUAAUUUGAUAUGCAUUUGUAUCAUUAGCCAAUAUUAUUAGUCUGCAUUAUAGACCAUAUAAUUCUAAAAAUUGUAUAUUUUGAUGGAUUGUAAUAGCCUACUAUAGGCCUAUUGGCUACUAUACAGUCGCAUUUAAGUGUACAUGCACGAUAAAAUGUGUGCUAAUGACUUGUUAAGCAAAGCUUUAUCACUCGGCAACCGCAAUUCUAUAGUUUUACUUUUAGAAACGUGUUGUUUAUUUACAUAACUGAUGAAGAGCUGGCAUGCUCGAGGAUCCGCCCCGGACGGCUGGUGCUGAUGCUGAGCAUCACUGAGAGAAUCCCAUUACAUCAUCUCUACUCCACCUGAUUGGCUGAAGGUCAAUGCGCAAGCAGAGCGGCACGUCUUUGCCAAACAAUCAAGGGCUGGUGGAUAUCAAAUGCGACCUCUUCUCCCCGAAUCUUUUUAAAAAACAAUCCCUACGAGCUUUUCGUUUUGUAAUCGUUUGAAAGCAUGGCGGAAAGCGAGGUGGACACGCCGAGCACCCCGAUUGAAUACGAAAGCAAAUACUUCGAGUAUCAUGGAGUUCGACUCCCUCCUUUCUGCAGGGGCAAGAUGGACGAGAUCGCCAACUUUUCGUUAAGAAGUAGCGACAUAUGGAUCGUUACAUACCCCAAAUCAGGUACGAGUUUGUUACAGGAGGUGGUGUAUCUGGUGAGCCAGGGUGCGGACCCAGAUGAGAUUGGGCUCAUGAAUAUUGAUGAGCAGCUUCCUGUGUUGGAAUACCCUCAGCCAGGUCUGGAGAUUAUCCAGGAACUGACAUCACCUCGUCUGAUCAAAAGCCACCUGCCGUACCGUUUCCUCCCCACAGCGAUGCACAAUGGAGAAGGCAAGGUGAUAUAUAUGGCCAGGAACCCUAAAGACCUGGUGGUGUCCUACUACCAGUUUCAUCGCUCUUUACGAACCAUGAGCUACCGGGGAACGUUCCAGGAGUUCUGCAGGCGAUUCAUGAACGACAAGUUGGGAUACGGUUCCUGGUUUGAGCAUGUUCAGGAGUUCUGGGAGCACCGCAUGGACUCUAAUGUUCUCUUUUUGAAAUAUGAGGACAUGUACAAGGAUCUGGGGAACCUGGUGGAGCAGCUGGCUCGAUUUCUGGGUAUUGCGUGUGAUAAAGCCCAGCUGGAGGGCAUGGUGGAGAGCUGCAACCAACUCAUUGAGCAGUGCUGCAACUCUGAGGCCCUGUCCAUCUACAGGGGUCGUUUUGGGCUUUGGAAGGACAUUUUCACUGUGUCCAUGAACGAAAAGUUUGAUGCCGUUUACCGACAGAAGAUGGCCAAGUCUGACCUGACCUUUGACUUUAACCUGUGAGGAAGCGACACUGGACUAUCUGCUCAGCCAAUCAACCCGUUCACCUGCUGUGCUUAAUGUCACCUGAUGGACGUUCCCCAUCCAGAGUUUAUCUUUCCAUCCCCGCCAUCUCUUGCUCAUCAAUGCUUUCAUUAGUUACUCGAAAGUUACUUCUCAGUACAGAUACGCGGUCAGUGCUAAGAGGCUUUUUUCUCUCUCUUGUGUAUUUGUAUAAACAUUGCAUCAGCAGUGCUAGUCCGAAGUGUAAGCACAGUGCUUGUUGCGUUUGCACAUUGUACAGAGCUAUUCCAUAUCCCAAAGGCGCUUAUGAAAUGUGUAUUUAUUAAAAAUUAGAAAUUAAAAUGAUUUAGACUAUAUUCUAUACGCAAAGCCGUAAUGACAAACUCUCAGGAGGAUUCUUGAAAUCAUUGGCUAAUAGAUGCACCAAAUAUGCAGUCAUCCAAUCACAGUUCAGGUCGUGAAAACCUGAGCCUCAUGAUGAAUGCUGAUUGGCUCCUGGCCAAAAGAUCUUAAAGUAUGUGUGGAAUAUCAUUUCACUUCUUCUUCUUGUGCACCUCUCUUAGUGGCUUCUAGACGGCUUUGACUUAUAUUCCAGUAUGGCUAUUCAUUGAUACUGUAAUGAAAGGUAAUUCACAUCUGUAUUUUCAUUUUUUAAUGUAUCACGUCUACAUAUUUACAUCAAUCCCCCAGGAUCAUACACGUGAACAUACACUGUGUCUGUAUAAAGAAGAUCUUUUUAGAACAUUUUGCAUCAGUUACAUGCAUAUAAUGCAUCAGAAGUGUUGUUGUGAGCAGAUAUGAGUUUGUAUUUCAUCAUUAUGUCUUGAUCAAAGGUAUAUAAGAUGGGUAAGGUGAACUCAAAUACCAGCACUCCUUACAAAGUGACUUAUAACCUCACAUAUCCAACAACUGCUGUGUUCAGAAUGGAAUACUAGCAUACUAUGUACUAUAAUGUACAGUAUGCUAUUGUUAAAAAUAGUAUGUGCGACAGUAUGCAUUAUGCCACUAAAUAGAUUCAGUAGUAUGCCACACUGUCACAUGACCUCGUUAAGUGCAUGUUUAAUUUAGAGAAUGAUGGUUGUGUCAGACAAUAAAAUGGCUAUUUUUAAGUUCCUUGCGAGUUUAUAUCCUGCAAUUCUGACUGUUUUUCUCAGAUUUGUGAGAUGUAAACUCUCAAUUGCGAGGUAUAAAGUCCAAAUUGCAAAAAAUAAACUCAGUUCUAAAAAAAAAAAGUCAAAAUUGCCUUUUUUAUUUUUUAUUCAAUGGCAGAAAGAAGCUUCCAUUGUUUUCUGUGCAGUGUGCGCUAUGCUUGUUUGCGCCACUAAGUAAAAAAAUUUAAAAAGGUAACUGCGACUUUUUAAUCACAAUUCUGAAAUUUUUUCUCGCAAUUGCGAG